Molecule: messenger RNA, 5186 nt
Organism: Caenorhabditis sp. 36 PRJEB53466
Lineage: Eukaryota; Metazoa; Nematoda; Chromadorea; Rhabditida; Rhabditidae
Source: the annotation of a GenBank genome assembly
AUGUUCGUCGUCUCGUAUUAUCCGGGAGGUUUUCAGGAUUUUGAGAAUUUAGGUGCGAAAAAACCCGUUUCUCCUUUGUUUCUCGUUGAAUAAAAUAUUCUCAAGCGAUUUUACAGUUAACUCCCACUUGGUAAUGUCUGGACAGCAGUUCCAGCAACAUCCACAACAUCAGCAACAACAACCGCGUGCACCCGUCGUCUACAAUAAUAACAAUAAGAGCGGCGCGCCGAACAACAACAACAACAACAAUUCGACGACGACGACGACGGCAACCGCAGGAAUCGUGUUGAGUACGCCGAACCGCCCGGAAAUACGACGAGAACGACGCCCGACUCGGGACUAGGCACCGACGAUCAGAAGACGUCCGCGUCUGGAGGACAGCCGCGAGCGCCGCCCGGAUUUGUGAGUGCUCAGAAUUAUCGGAAGACGGAGGAAGAGGAGAAGGAAGAGUGCAGCAUAAUUUUUUUGUGUUUUUAACCAUUUUUCGUCUGAGAAUUGCAGAGAAAUGCCUAAAAAAUCGGCUAAAAUCCCGAAAAAUGUAUUUUGCAAAUAUCAGAUUUCCAAACGUAAAGCAGGUGCGGUUCUUCCGAAUGUUACCGAAAUUUCCAAAAAAAAAUUGCUGAAACCUCGCAAAAAUCGUACCCGCCAAAACAUUUCUUCCGUCUAACCAAUUUCAUCCGCUUCGUCUCAAUGGCCCAAAAAGCGCAUAAAUCUGCGGCGGCGGCGAAUCCCACAAUUAACAUGUUCAUUUUUCCAUUCUCAGAGUCGCGGAGGAGUCAAUCCAACGCAUCUUCAACAGCAGCAGCAGCCGGCCCACUAUUACCAGGGAACUCAGCCGAUGCGUCCGCAACCGCAAGGCGCCCCCGGAAUGGUCUACUACAAUGUUCCGCCGCAACAACCACAACAACAGCAACAAUAUCAGCAGCCACAGGGACCGCCGCAGGACGGAUACGAUUACGGAUACGAACAGGCCGGACCGCCCGGACGCCAAUACCACAGAGUUCGUUUUUUCCCUUGAUAAUUGUGAAAAUUCGCAAAAUUCUACAAAAAUCUAUCAAAUUUCAUGUAAAUGCAUCUAAAUUGGAGUUAUUCUGGGUGAAAUUGAUGCAUCUGAAAAGCUUGGGAGUGUCAAAGUGGGCAAUUCGUGCCCAAAACCGGUUCUUUUUCAUCUAAUUUUUCUGCAGUAUCCACAAGAAGGCGGCUACGACGACGGAUCCGGCGUCGGAGGAGCCAACAACAACUUUGUGAUCCACGGACCGAACGACGGAUUCGACGGACGGUCAUACAGUAAUCCGCCGCCGCAGGCUCAGAUGAUGGGCAACGCCUACGAGAUCGAACACUACCGUCAGGCGUCGGGACCGCAGCAGGGACAGUUUCCGGGACCGCAGGGACACGCUCAGUUCUACACGGGACCGGUGAUCCAUCAGGGACCGCCGCCGCAAGGGGGCUUUCCCGCACAAUUUCAGAGAGGACCGCCGCCCCCGCAAGCCGGUGGACCGCCCCAACAAAUGAUUCCGAUGAUGCAGGCGGGACCGCAGCAGCAACAGCAGCAACAGCACCAGGCGGCCCCGAUGAUGUACGGACAGCAGGUGGUCUACACACCGAUGUUCCUGCCGAUGCCGGCGCCGGUGGUGGUCCGGCAGGCACCGGCUCAGACCGAUAAGGGCGCCAACAAGGGGAAGCGGAACAGUCAGCAGUCGGAGCAGGAGACGGACGAGGCGGUUCCGCAGGUUCAGCCGUCGCCCCCGCAGCAACAGCAACAGCAGCAGCCGCAGGAGUUUGUGCCGAACCCCUAUUGGAGUCAUCGUCAGCAGCAGCAGCAGGCACCGAUGGGAUUCCAGGGAGGACCGCCGCCUCCGCAGACGUUCUCGCCGCAAUUGGAGCAGCAGCAGAUGCACAUGCAACAACAGCACUUGCAGGUUCGAGUUUGAACUAUUCUAACUAGGGAAUGGCCUGCACUUACCUUGGGCUUUUGGAAUGGGACCUAUAUGAUUCGAAAGAGAAUUUCACGGAGAAUCCGAAUCUGCUCUCCAUUUUUGCUAAAGAGCACUGGCUGGCGAGAAAAUCGCAUCUGAAAUUCCAGUGCUAAAUUCAUUUUUUAACAUGUAAUCUGCAGUUUGGUGCAGAGGGUGUGGGCGCCCGAGCGACUGUUGUUGUCACUCGCCCAGUUUCAGUGCUUCCGCAGCAGCUGGAUGGUCGAAUGGUUAGUGAGUUAGAGUUGUGAGUGGUAGGUAUGGGGUUCGUGUCCGCGCUAUGGAAAAGUUUUUGGCAAUCUUUUGCUCUUUUUUUUCGAACAAUUUCUGGAUAUCACUUUUGCAUUUUUUCGUCAUUAUUUUUUUAACGAGUCGUAACUACUGACCCUUCAAAGUCCCGAAAAAUGAAUCUCGUCGCUCUGACUCCAGUACUCACUUUUUUCUGCCUGUUUCUGCCUCAUUUUCUAGCAAGUUCAUCUUCGGCGAUCUGUAUCUCAAGAACCACGCGUCCGUUGCAAAAGUGGUCAACUAGUAAGUUAACGCAAAUUAUCUCGUGAAUAACUUUGUAGUUGAUCGUCUAUUUUUAAAAAAAUUAGUUUUCGAGUUAUGAACUGUUUUCCUAGAGCGACAAGAGCUGGGGUCAGAGCGACGAUAACUCGAAAACUAAUUUUUUUAAAAAUAGACGAUCAACUACAAAGUUAUUCACGAGAUAAUUUGCGUUAACUUACUAGUUGAAUACUUCUGCAACGGACGCGUGGUUCUUGAGAUACAGGUCGCCGAAGAUGAACUUGCUAGAAAAUGAGGCAGCAACAGGCAGAAAAAAGUGAGUACUGGGGUCAGAGCGACGAGAUUCAUUUUUCGGGACUUUGAAGUUAAAAAAAUAAUGACGAAAAAAUGCAAAAGUGAUAUCCAGAAAUUGUUCGAAAAAAAAGAGCAAAAGAUUGCCAAAAACUUUUCCAUAGCGCGGACACGAACCCCAUACCUACCACUCACAACUCUAACUCACUAACCAUUCGACCAUCCAGCUGCUGCGAAAGCACUGAAACUGGGCGAGUGACAACAACAGUCGCUCGGGCGCCCACACCCUCUGCACCAAAUUGCAGAUUACAUGUUAAAAAAUGAAUUUAGCACUGGAAUUUCAGAUGCGAUUUUCUCGCCAGCCAGUGCUCUUUAGCAAAAAUGGAGAGCAGAUUCGGAUUCUCCGUGAAAUUCUCUUUCGAAUCAUAUAGGUCCCAUUCCAAAAGCCCAAGGUAAGUGCAGGCCAUUCCCUAGUAAGCUUCAAACGGGCAAAACUGAGGAAUUUUCGAGCGAGCAGAUUAGACUAUUUUGACCCUAAAUAAAAUCGAAUAAGACAAAAACGAAAAAUUGGAAUCAGAAGAACCACAAUUUUCGUCUUUAUUUUUCAGCAAAUGGGACCGUACGGAAUGGCAGCCGGAGGACCACCGCCGCACGUGAUGCAGCACCCGCACAUGCCGCAACCGCCGUAUCCGGGCGCCUUCAUGCAAAUCCAUCCGACUCACCAACAGCAACAGCCACGGCGCCCGCCAGUCGAACCACUCAUGGGCGGCUUCCCGCAGCAGAUGGUCGGCGGCGGCGGACGCGGAGGAUUCGCGCCGAACGGAGGACCACUCCAUCAGCAGGCUCUGCAGCAGCAGCUCCAGGCCGGAAUCCCGCACCCGAUGGGCUACUUUGGACAACCGCCCACGCAGCAACAACAGCAGGCGGGACGCGGAAGCGGAAGGGGACGCGGAAGAGGCGGAGGCGGCGGAUGGAGAGGCGGAAAUGCGAGUCAGAGCGGAAGCCAGGCGGAGUACAGUCACUCGCGACAGAACUCGAGCCAGAGCUACGAUUCGCGGCACAGUUGGCAGGGAGGAUACGCGCGUGGAAACGGACAAUAUAUGGAUCAGCAAUAUCAUCAGCCGCAGCAGCACAACCAUCCGCACCAGCAUCCGAGCCCACCGAUGAUGGAACCGCAGCAGCAGCUGCAGCACGAGACGGAAGAAGUGACCCUCCUCGCGAAUCGCAUCGAACUCCUGCAGCCGGUGUCGACGGCGUCGAGAUCCGGAUCGCCGAACAAGCAGAUGCUCCAACUCGUCGAGGCGGCAACGAAACUCGAGAUCACCGAGACAGUCGAGGAGACGAUCAUUCUCGUCAAGAAUCCGAGCCGCUCGGUGUCGCAGUCGCCGACCGAUGGAACGGGGAAGAAAAGCAGAAAGAACCGGAAGAAGGAGCAGAUUGUGCUGGAAGAGAUCAAAGUGGACGAGGAGCCACCGCAACAGCAGCAGCAGCCGGAGAAGCAGGCCGAGAAGGAGGAGGAACACGUGGCAGAUCCGGAGCACACGGAGCAACAGCAGCAGCAGCAGCAGCAGGAGAAGCCGGGAAGCGACGAGGAGGAGAAGGAUGCGGCCUACUGCUACAGAUGCGCGUGUCACGAAAUGUCCGAGGAGGAGAUACGAUCGCACAAGUGAGCGCUUUUUUUUAAAAGGAAGAGUAGACGAAAAUUGAAGGAUUUCAGCUAUUUGCCAAAGAUUAUUGCUCUAAAGUGGCGAAUCGCUUGCAUAAUCGUACCUAAAGUUUUAGGUCCUAAACCCCGUAAAAAUUGCAGCAUCCGCAACGAGAAAGGCGAGUUGGAGUGCGAGCACAUGCGUGCGCAGACGUGUCCGUUUUGCGGAAUCACGGGCGCGAAAGGACAUCAUCCGCUGGUGUGCCCGAAGAAAAAGGAGGAGGAGAAGGCGGAGAAGUCGCGCGAAUCGUCGGCGAAUCGGGGAGAAGAGCAGCCACAGCUUCAGCAGCACGGAGAGCACGAGCACCGCGGCGACGAGCAGUACGAGGAGGAGCAUCCGCAACAUCCGAUGCACCAUCAGCGCCAGCAGCAGCAGCAGUACUACCAGCAGAAGCCACGCCACAACUCGGGAAGUGCCGGCGGAGGAGGACACCGCUUCAACAGCAACUACAACAACAGCUAUCAGCAGCAGCAGGGCGUUGGAAACGGCAGCUUCCGCGGCGGAAAAGGACGCGGAAACUAUGGAGGAACACGCGGAUAUCAGCCACGUGGAGACCAUCGCGGCGGCGGAAGAGGACAAGGAUCGUAUGAGGUAAAAAUGUUAGAAAAAAGACUAAAUUCCACGAAAAUGGCGAUUUCCUGUAAAAUUCUUCAAAAUUGCAAAUUUGUUCAUAAGAAAGCGACUAAUCCCUUGUCAGUUUUCAGAAUAG